Molecule: messenger RNA, 775 nt
Organism: Exophiala oligosperma
Lineage: Eukaryota; Fungi; Ascomycota; Eurotiomycetes; Chaetothyriales; Herpotrichiellaceae
Exons: 2
Coding region: 54-383 (109 amino acids)
Source: RefSeq, a predicted model, not a curated record
CCUUGACUGAGAAAAAUCUUCACAAAAGCUGCACCCGUCCACAAACCAACAUCAUGUCUACCAACGCCGACGCAGCAUUCGACAAGCAGAAUACCGACACCGACGACAUCCCUCAAGGUGGCGACACCGUCGACAAUUCCUAUGCAACCAACGACAAGGUGGUCCCCGUGGUCAAGGAUGAAGUUCCUGUGGAACAACCCAACGAUGCGCGCAACCCUGACUCCAAUCAGGCGCUAGAGCAAGACGAGAAGGAAGCCAUCGACAAAAUCAACAUUCUUAAGGGCGGCCGUACUCGAGGCGCGACGAAGCCAGAAGGCACCUACCAGGACCCAGAGGGUGAGGGCGACCUUCCCGCGGACGAUGGCACUUCUGCGGUGCGGUAAUCACCUGAAGCGUCCCACAAUAACACUACCUUUGACGGGGAAAAGUGAUAUAACACUAUGUAUGAGCGUGGGACUGCGACUGAAGGACGACACGUGGCAUGACAAGAAGUAUGGGAGCUUGGAUGUCUCUUUUCGCAACCAGACUCGAUAGGAACCGGUUGAGGCACUAAGUCAGGGACAAUUGAAACUUGCAGUCAAUCGACAUGCAGAGCCUUGCCGUACCUAUGAUCUUCAUCCAGAGAAAGCGGUAUAUGAAGAAAGCGCAGAUCACCAUAGAGCCGCAGUUUGUGUCGAUACCGUCCCUCAGAAGAACCUCGUUGCCGCAUGCUGAAUACCUUCAGUUCUUCCGGAUCUACGUGAUCAUCAGAAUUACAGUGACAGUAUCCUUGCAC